This is a messenger RNA of Eruca vesicaria subsp. sativa (arugula), 474 nucleotides long. NCBI's taxonomy places the organism in Eukaryota, Viridiplantae, Streptophyta, Magnoliopsida, Brassicales, Brassicaceae. The record is from the annotation of a GenBank genome assembly.
AUGACUUCGGUAGAUGAUAUCGUUUCCCAACCAACAGCCGCACACUCAACUUUUGCCCACCUCUGUCUCGGACAAUCUCCCCAGAUCAUUGUGGCUCGCCUCCUCCGAGUUUUUGAGGAAUCGCCGACCAUGAACAACGACAGUGAAGCCAGGGGAAUCACUAUACUACUACUUGAUGAAAAGGAUUCAACUAUCACUGGAUUCAUACCGGCGGCUGCAGCCAAUCGGCACAGAGAAGCUUUGAAAGAGGGGGUGAUCAUCAAAGUGACCAAUUUUGAGGUCAAAAAAUGCCAACAUAUGUUCAAAAUCACAGAGCAUACUCAUGCCAUCCGCUUCACCUCCCAGACCACUAUUGAUGAAGUCAUGAAUAAUUAUCCGGCUAUCAACCAACAGAGAUUCAUGGUUCGGGGGUAUGAGCACCUACAAAUCCUUGCCAAUACAGAUUUGGAACUACCUGGUAUAUAUAAAACAUAA